Daucus carota subsp. sativus is the source of this 2081-nucleotide messenger RNA. RefSeq lists its product as uncharacterized. The coding region runs from base 83 to 1945 and encodes 620 amino acids. The transcript has 7 exons. The record is from RefSeq and is a predicted model, not a curated record. Gene Ontology annotation, biological process: carbohydrate metabolic process. Lineage: Eukaryota; Viridiplantae; Streptophyta; Magnoliopsida; Apiales; Apiaceae. Gene Ontology annotation, cellular component: chloroplast stroma. Gene Ontology annotation, molecular function: phosphomannomutase activity.
UAUCUUUACAUUUUCAUUUUUUUCAGAUUUUUUUCCCUCUGUAAGCUAUUUCUACUUGUGUUUUUUCGAAUUACUAUACAAAAUGGCUUCUACUUCAACUCCUUCUUCAUCCCAGUAUUUACAGAGAAGUUACUUUAGUCCUUAUAAUUCAUUACAAAAGCUCAAACCAUCUUUCCAUGAAAAAUUUCCUUUACAUUUUUCAUUUUUUUCGCCUGCUUCAAGUAAGUCGCUUAUAAUCCUACGUACGAACUCCCCAAAUACUGCAAAAUACAAUGAAAUUGUGGUGGAUGAUGAAAUGGACAGAGUCCGGAGGCUCCAGAACGGGUCAGAUGUCCGAGGAGUGGCUGUGGAAGGAGAAAAAGGCCGCGCAGUGGACUUAACAACGCCAGUAGCCGAGGCAAUAGCAGAGAGUUUUGGCGAAUGGGUGAUUAAAAAAUUGGAGGAGGAAAAAGGAAGGCCGGUGGAGGAUGUUAAAAUUUCUCUAGGGAGGGAUCCUAGAAUUUCAGGGGCUUCCUUGAGUGUAGGGAUUUUUGCAGGGCUAGCUAGAGCUGGCUGUAUGGUGUUUGACAUGGGGCUUGCAACUACACCAGCUUGUUUUAUGAGUACUUUGUUGCCUCCAUUUUCCUACGAUGCUUCGAUUAUGAUGACAGCUUCACAUUUACCUUACACUCGAAACGGACUGAAAUUUUUUACGAAAAAAGGAGGGCUGACAUCAACAGAAGUAGAGAUAAUCUGUGACUUAGCCGCUCGUAAAUAUGCAAACAGACAGGCUAAGGUGUCAACUCUCCUCACCCCUCCCACAAGAGUUGAUUUUAUGAGUGCUUACUCCAAUCAUCUCCGCGAAAUCAUCAAGGAAAGAGUCAACCACCCUGUCCAUUAUGAUUCUCCUCUUCUCGGGUUUCAGAUUGUAGUGAAUGCUGGAAACGGAUCAGGAGGCUUUUUCACUUGGGAUGUGUUGGACAAGUUAGGGGCAGAUACUUUCGGUUCAAUAAACCUGCAGCCAGAUGGAAUGUUUCCGAACCACAUUCCUAACCCUGAGGACAAAGUUGCCAUGGCCUUAACACGAGCUGCUGUACUAGAAAAUUCAGCUGAUCUUGGCAUUGUUUUUGACACUGAUGUAGACCGUAGUGGCGUAGUGGACAAAGAAGGCAAUCCAAUCAACGGUGACAAGCUAAUAGCCCUCAUGUCUGCCAUUGUGCUAAAAGAACACCCUGACUCAACUAUUGUGACUGAUGCUCGGACCAGCAUGGCUCUUACAAAGUUCAUUACUAAUCGAGGGGGACAUCAUUGCUUGUAUAGAGUUGGAUAUCGGAAUGUAAUUGAUAAGGGGGUUGAGCUUAAUAAGGAUGGAGUUGAGGCUCAUCUUAUGAUGGAAACAUCUGGGCAUGGUGCUUUGAAAGAGAAUUAUUUUCUUGAUGAUGGGGCGUAUAUGGUGGUAAGAAUUAUAAUAGAAAUGGUGCGGAUGAAGCUGGAGGGGUCAGAUGAAGGAAUUGGGAGUCUUAUAAAAGAUUUGGAAGAGCCACUAGAAUCCGCAGAGCUCAGAAUGGAUGUUCUGUCGGAGCCUAAACAUGCCAAGGCAAAAGCUAUUGAAGUCAUUGAAACAUUCAAGACCUACAUUGAGGGCGGUAAGCUAGCAGGGUGGGAACUAGACUCUUGUGGGGAUUGCUGGGUAAGCGACGGCUGCCUUGUGGAUGCUACCGAGGCUCCAACUGCUAUCGAUGCACAUAUGUAUAGGGCUAAAAUUUCGGAUGAAAGACACGGAGAAUAUGGAUGGCUACACAUAAGGCAAAGCAUUCACAACCCGAAUAUAGCUGUGAAUAUGCAAUCAACAGUCCCUGGAGGAUGUCAAUCAAUUACAAGAGCUCUUCGAGAGAAGUUUCUUCUGGCAAGUGGAAUGGAUAGUGUAGUUGACACUUCUGAGAUUGACAAGUAUGUGGGGGGUUGAUGGAUUGAAGAUUUGAACGUUGUUAAUUGCUUGGUUGGUUGGCUAGCAUGGCUUCGUGUUGAGUAUGUACAUGCCCCGGCUUAUAAGUGGAAUUUGUAAGUUUUAUAAGUGAAUAAUCUGAGUUAGCAUUCCCAAA